This is a messenger RNA of Alnus glutinosa, 523 nucleotides long. RefSeq names its product small polypeptide DEVIL 14-like. Gene Ontology annotation, biological process: negative regulation of cell population proliferation. Lineage: Eukaryota; Viridiplantae; Streptophyta; Magnoliopsida; Fagales; Betulaceae. The transcript has a single exon. The coding region runs from base 107 to 229 and encodes 40 amino acids. The record is from RefSeq and is a predicted model, not a curated record.
CUGUCACAUAUUACUUCACAGUUCUUCACACCCUCCGUCCUUAAAAGCCUCUGUUUUAGUUUGCUUUGUAUAUAGUAACCAAAAUUUUAGCCGGCGGUAUAAUUCAAUGCGGCUCCCGAAGCUCCGGUCGUGGCAGCGGUGUUCGAGGCACAUCCGGGAGCAGCGAACACGGCUGUAUAUCAUAUGGAAGUGCACCGUGAUUCUUCUGAGCUGGGACGGGCGACAUUGAUCGUUGAUUGUUACCGGGAAAAAUAUUUUGGAAGUUCAGGUAGCUUUUGAGGCUAGGUUCUGCGCGCAACAGCUAGCUGUAUGACUAACCCCAUCUCACGUUCAAAUGACCUCCUCGAACUCAGAUUUGGCAUUUGAUGCCAAAAGCGACUUCAAAUUGUGCAUGCAGGCUAGGAGGUUAAUUUAUGGCUGGAAUAUUUAUGACUAGAUAUUCGUGUAAGAAACGUGUGCAGAAGGUUCAAUUACUGUGUUUUAGCAAAUGCAUAAUAUAUAGUUGAUUUUCCGCUUGCUUUAA